CAGUUAACGAAGGCAGUGUAGCGCGACCAGUCGCUGUGUGCUUCAUAGGGAGAGGGGGAAUACUAGAUUUUUAUGGAUCCACUUCAACUAACGAAAGAGGUUGGCAUGUAAAGAUCUACACAGCUGCAGCAGGGAUUCGACCCAGUAUACGGAUUUAGUGAGUUACUCAACCUUUCGAUACCUCGCCGUUUCAAACCUCGGGCAAUGGCCGACGAUGGACCAAGUGUAAAUAUGACUGUGAAUGAGAAAUGCCCACCCAGAAGCGGCUCCGCUGCACAGCGUAAUGGACACUCCAUGAUGGACAGUGAAGAGUACGAUUCGGAUGAUUCCGUGAAUACCCCUUUGGAUUUCUCCAUGAAAGCACCGAAAGAGAAUGGUGUGUCCGAGCUUAAAAACGGUAAUUCUGACCAUGUGUCGGAUAGAUCUGAGUACCACAGAGCAGAGUCUGACCGCGUUAGUUACCGGUCACUCGACAUGAAUGAUGGAGACUCCAGGAGCUCGAAUUCGAGCGCUGACCCCAUCGGGGAGCCCAAACCUGUGACUCCCAGCAGCCUGAGUGGGGCAGCUUUCUCUAACCUUGCCAUGCUACCAGGUUUAAAAGCGGCAGGAAUUAUGCCCAAUGCCGGAUUCUUGGCCUCAUUACCAAACAUGUCAGCAUUCUAUGAUCCCCGAAAUUUACCCCAAGACAACCUGAAAGGUGCUCGCCCCUUCAAAGCCUAUCAGAAGGACGCCAUGUCUCUCCCUAUAGGAUAUUACGGUGUACCUGGCUGUGUGCCGCUUCCAAAUGUCGAUCAAAGUACGAUAGCAAAUAUCAAUAAAACUACUGAGGAGCUUUAUGAAAUGUAUAAACAACAAUUGUUAAAAAUUCACAACUUAGAGUCGAAGAAGCGUCACCGUGGUAGUGGGUUGUUAAGAGGGGACACCAAAUCUCCUCUGUCAGACUCUCCUGCCACACCUUCUCCGUCAGUCUCCUCCCCUCCUCCUCUGGUGCCCGACCCGUCCUCCGGGGCGCUGUCGACCUCCUCCCCGCCCACCUCUGGGGGCAAUACACCCCAAUCGUCUCGGGGCAGGAAGCGGGCACGGUCCCUGCCAGACGAGCAGAAAGACCAAGCCUACUGGGAACGACGGCGUAAAAACAACGAGGCAGCGAAAAGAUCCCGGGACACGAGGAGAGCGAAGGAAGACGAGAUAGCCAUUCGGGCGGCCUUGUUGGAACAGGAAAAUCUGAAGCUUCGGGUCGAAGUGGCCGCUCUUAAAACGGAAACGGCUAAGCUUAAAUGCUUGUUACAGAAUGGUAACUAAAAUGUGUCCGCGGCGACUUUGACUGAUGGAGGUGAGCUUUGGGUUCUCCACUGAUUCUCAGGGUGGCCUGACAUUCAGGUAUUAUUAUUCUCAGGUAUAAUUGUUCAGAUUUGUACUCUUUAGAUCCACGGUGUUUUAAGGCGGCAGUGGCUGAUGAAUGCGGGCGUGUUACA
Molecule: messenger RNA, 1475 nt
Organism: Liolophura sinensis
Lineage: Eukaryota; Metazoa; Mollusca; Polyplacophora; Chitonida; Chitonidae
Product: protein giant-like
Exons: 2
Coding region: 205-1302 (365 amino acids)
Biological process (GO): regulation of transcription by RNA polymerase II
Cellular component (GO): nucleus
Molecular function (GO): RNA polymerase II cis-regulatory region sequence-specific DNA binding; DNA-binding transcription factor activity, RNA polymerase II-specific
Source: RefSeq, a predicted model, not a curated record